CUUCGUUGUCUUGUAUUGUACCGUGAGCGGGCGGGAGAGCUCUCGAACUGUCUCUUCUCCGUUCUCUCUUCUCUCCAUCGACCUCGAGCUAGACGACUGCGGCAAUGGCGGCGUCGACGCUGAGGAGGAUCAAGCUGGGGUCGCAGGGCCUCGAGGUGUCCGCGCAGGGGCUGGGCUGCAUGGGCAUGUCCUCUGCCUACGGCCCUCCCAAGCCCGACCCCGACAUGAUCGCACUCAUCCACCACGCCGUCGGCUCCGGCGUCACCUUCCUCGACACCUCCGACAUCUACGGCCCUCACACCAACGAAAUCCUCCUCGGCAAGGCACUGAAGGGAGGGGUGAGACAGAAGGUGGAACUGGCGACCAAGUUCGGGCUCGGCUUCGCCAACGGGAAGUGGGAGGCCCGGGGCGAUCCUUGCGAGGCCAGCCUGAAGCGGCUUGACGUCGAUUGCAUCGACCUCUACUACCAACACCGUAUAGAUACCCGCGUCCCCAUCGAAGUCUCUAUUGGAGAGCUAAAGAAACUCGUUGAAGAGGGUAAAAUCAAGUACGUUGGUUUGUCGGAGGCCUCUGCGUCAACCAUCAGAAGAGCACAUGCUGUUCAUCCCAUCACAGCCGUGCAAUUGGAGUGGUCGCUGUGGUCAAGAGAUGUGGAGGCAGAGAUCGUUCCCACGUGCAGGGAGCUUGGCAUUGGAAUUGUUGCGUACAGUCCUUUAGGACGGGGAUUCUUAUCUGCCGGUUCCAAGUUGUUGGAGAAUCUCUCCAAGGAUGACUUCAGAAGGAAACUACCAAGGUUUCAGCCAGAGAACUUGGCUCACGAUGCGAUGUUAUUUGACCGAGUGAAUGAAAUUGCACAAAGAAAGGGAUGCACCCCAUCACAGUUAGCCCUUGCCUGGGUACACCACCAGGGCGACGACAUCUGCCCUAUUCCCGGCACAACCAAGAUCGAGAAUUUCAAUCAGAACAUUGGAGCUCUGUCAGUGAAGCUUACACCGGAAGAGAUGGCUGAGCUCGAAUCGAUUGCUUCUGCGGACAGUGUGAAGGGUGACAGGUACGAUAGCAGCAUCUCUACAUGGGAAAACUCUUACACUCCGCCCCUUUCUUCAUGGGAAGCUGCUUAGAGACAUGCCUGCUUCUGUCGCGGCAUCUUUGAUAGGUAGAGCUCGAGCAUUUGCUCCCGCAUAAUUUUCCAGCUGUGUGGUGUGGUUGUUAUAAGCAUGUGUACGAAGAGGGUGCUUGUGAUCCUGUAAUAAACUCUGAACUUCAGAGAGUAGCUGUUGUCAUUCUGUUUAAGUGACGUUCGCUUUGAGAAGACUCUAGAUGUGCGAUAAGCUUAUGGGGAAGAUUGCUCAAGAAACACAGGUUGAGCUGAAUUCUAACCGAGCCAACCAUACCAAUUCAUCAAGGUGACUUUCAGAAUCGUGAAACUGGGAUUUUGUGCAAUUCGACUCGUCCAUACAUACUAGAGUGACACUCUAUUCACCUCAGCCAUGAUUUCAUACUUUCAAGAUUUAAUCUUUGCACAAUUCUCUCUA
Molecule: messenger RNA, 1535 nt
Organism: Eucalyptus grandis
Lineage: Eukaryota; Viridiplantae; Streptophyta; Magnoliopsida; Myrtales; Myrtaceae
Product: probable aldo-keto reductase 2
Cellular component (GO): cytoplasm
Source: RefSeq, a predicted model, not a curated record